AUGCCCCAGAAGACAGCGGUCCCCUUCCCCCUGAGCCACAGGCUCUCCAUGAAGGAAGUGUUUGACUGUGAGGGGAAGCCUAGAGUAGACCUGCUAAAAGCCCACCUCACCAAGGAGGGCCGUCUGGAGGAGGUGGUGGCCCUACGCAUCAUCAAUGAGGGAGCUGCCAUCCUGUGCCAGGAGAGGACCAUGCUGGAUAUAGAAGCCCCAGUCACAGUGUGUGGAGACAUCCACGGUCAGUUCUUUGACCUGAUGAAGCUGUUUGAGGUCGGCGGUUCCCCCGCGACGACACGCUACCUCUUCCUAGGGGACUACGUGGACCGGGGCUACUUCAGUAUUGAGUGUGUGUUGUAUCUGUGGUCGUUGAAAAUCCUCUACCCGAAGACGUUAUUUCUUCUACGGGGAAACCAUGAAUGUAGACACCUGACAGAAUAUUUCACUUUCAAAACUGAAUGUAAGAUAAAGUACUCCGAGCAGGUGUAUGACUCGUGUAUGGAUGCGUUUGACUGCCUGCCGCUGGCUGCUCUGAUGAACCAGCAGUUCCUGUGUGUCCAUGGAGGGCUCUCGCCAGAGAUCCACACGCUCGACGACAUCAAAAAGUUGGACAGGUUCAAGGAGCCUCCAGCUUUCGGGCCCAUGUGUGACCUGCUGUGGGCCGACCCACUCGAAGACUUUGGCAACGAGAAGACGCAAGAGUACUUUGGCCACAACACAGUCAGAGGCUGCUCCUACUUCUACAGUUACCCUGCAGUGUGUGAGUUUCUACAGACCAACAACUUGUUGUCAGUCAUCAGAGCACAUGAAGCGCAAGAUUCUGGGUACCGGAUGUACAGAAAGAGUCAGACUACAGGCUUUCCCUCCCUCAUCACCAUCUUCUCAGCACCUAACUACCUGGACGUCUACAACAACAAAGCGGCGGUUCUGAAGUAUGAGAACAACGUGAUGAACAUCCGCCAGUUCAACUGUUCCCCUCAUCCCUACUGGCUGCCCAACUUCAUGGAUGUCUUCACCUGGUCCCUGCCCUUUGUUGGAGAGAAAGUGACAGAGAUGCUGGUGAAUGUUCUCAGUAUCUGUUCAGAUGAUGAGCUCAUGGAGAAUGAUGGAGAGGAAGAGGUCUAUGAUGCCAAUGCAGCGGCAGCUAGGAAAGAGGUGAUCAGGAACAAGAUCCGUGCCAUCGGGAAGAUGGCCAAAAUGUUCCAAGUUUUACGGGAGGAGAGUGAGAACGUAUUGACCCUGAAGGGACUGACACCCACUGGCAUGCUGCCCAGCGGAGUUCUAUCAGGAGGCAAGCAGACUCUGCAGAGCGCUACCAUUGAGGCCAUUGAAGCCAUUGAUCCUGUUGAGGACGCAGAAGCAAUCCGAGGCUUCUCUCCUCAACAUAAGAUCAAUAGCUUUGCGGAGGCCAAGGGUCUGGACCGGAUCAACGAGCGCAUGCCCCCCCGCCGUGACGCCGUCAACAGUGUUGGUGUAUCCAUGGGCCGCAUGAACAUGGGGGAGCCCAACGGCACCGACAACAACAGCAAUAUACAGGGAUGA
This is a messenger RNA of Salvelinus namaycush (lake trout), 1536 nucleotides long. Its product is annotated as serine/threonine-protein phosphatase 2B catalytic subunit alpha isoform-like. Gene Ontology annotation, cellular component: cytoplasm; cytosol; calcineurin complex. Bases 1 to 1536 code for a protein of 511 amino acids. NCBI's taxonomy places the organism in Eukaryota, Metazoa, Chordata, Actinopteri, Salmoniformes, Salmonidae. Gene Ontology annotation, molecular function: calmodulin binding; calmodulin-dependent protein phosphatase activity. The record is from RefSeq and is a predicted model, not a curated record. The transcript has 14 exons. Gene Ontology annotation, biological process: calcineurin-NFAT signaling cascade.